Tuber aestivum (summer truffle) is the source of this 1878-nucleotide messenger RNA. Lineage: Eukaryota; Fungi; Ascomycota; Pezizomycetes; Pezizales; Tuberaceae. The record is from the annotation of a GenBank genome assembly.
AUGUAUUCCCACACUAACCUCCUCCUCCUCACCUUCCUCCUCCCUCACCUCCCCACAAUCGCAGCAAAAUGUUACCCCCCCGGCGCAACUUUCCCAGCACCGGACUACGCCCUACUCCCACCGCCAGACAUUAAACUCCCAACGAGCGCAGAGGCCCCAUGGCCGGCAAACAUAACCUCCUACGCCGUGCAAGUAACCACGGCCGAAAAGACUAUAUUCUCGGCUUACCACACUGCAGAGAUACUUGGGGAGUACCGGGAUGGGGAGCCGAGCGAUGUCACGGGGGAUACGUACUUCCGCAUUGCGAGCAAUACCAAGGUAUUCACAGUUCUGGCGGUGCUGCUGACGGAGGGUAUGAGUCUUGAUGAUGGGGUCCUGAAAUACAUUCCCGAAUUGGCGGAUGGGGAGGGGGGCGUUGAGUGGGGGGAUGUUACGCUGGGAUCUUUGGGAGGACAUUUGGCGGGGAUUGUUAGGGAGUGUGGGUUCUUCCUUCCUUCCUUCUCCUAAUCAAUUUGCGAUGAUUGGUGGGUGGUUGGAGAAGAUGGCUCGGUCACUGAUUUGCACUCGCAGAUGCUGCGUUUGACCUUUUCGGACAUGGUGACGAGGGGGACUUGCUCAAAGACCCCGUAUCCCAUGGCUUCCCGCCAUUGCCCAGAUCCGCUGGUCCUCCCUGUGGGAUAACAGGGGGCGACGUGCAAUGUACUUGGAAACGUAUUCCCACCCUCCCACUAUCGCUCCCUCCCCUCCAACUUAAUGUGACCUCCAGAAUUCAUCUCCGACUUCUCCGCCCGCCGCCCAAUCUACCCCCCACAGACAACGGCAACCUACUGCAACGCAGGCUUCAUGCUCCUCUCCCUCUCUCUCGAGCGCCACACAGGGAUGCCUUUCGAAAAGCUCGUUCAAGAAAAUAUCCUAACACCCCUGAACCUCACCUCCACCUUCCAAAAACCUCGCGACUCCUCCGGCAUAAUACCAUAUCAACGCAACGACUGGCGCUGGGACGAAGGCAUCAAGAACGCUGCGGGAGGGCUCUACGCCAGUUCCACAGACCUCAGCAAAUUCCUCCGCGGCCUGCUCAACCACGGGGCCGGCCUAGGCGGCAUCGGGAUGACCCGGGGGCGGAUGAACGGGUGGCUGAGGGGCGGUAGCAGCACCGGCAGUCCCUGGAGCGGAUACGGCACGCCCUGGGAAGUAGUCUUUUCCAAUACCCUAGCGCCCGACGGGCACGUGGUUCCCGUGAUAACAAAAGGCGGCUCACUUGCAGGCUACCCCUCCACCACCAUCAUCCUCCCAGACUACGCCCUCGCAGCAAACGUUCUGGUAUCCGGUGCCGCCGCCGCCAACCGCUACCUCCGGGAUACCAUCAUCUCGCAGCUAAUACCCUGGGCGCACACCCACGCCCUUUCGCAGACAACGACGAAAUUCACGGGAACCUACUCCGCCCUACCCACCACGGGCAUCAACACCACCAUAACGCUAACCACGGCUCCAAAUCUUCCGGGCCUGGGGGUAGAAACUUUCAUUAGCAACGGCACUGACAUGAAUGCCUUUUUCGCAAGCUUUUAUCACGACUAUGCUGGCAUGCCCACACCGGGGGAGGUGGAGCUUAGAUUGUUCCCGACGGGAAUUGGAAGUGCUUGGAGGAUGAGCGUGAAUUUCAUCCCUCAUGAAGAGAAGGAGGAGACGGUUUGGAGCAGGGCUUGUUUCACCAAUAUCGACACUUGGGCGUACGCCGGGCAGAGUGUUUCCGAGUUUGUCUUUCUCUCAGAGGGGGAGGCUGGCGUCGUGGGGGUCAAGUUGCCGGCUUUUAGGAUCUCGUUGGUCAAGUUGGAAACGAAAGAGGGGGUGCAGGAGGAGGUUAAGGGUGAAUUGAAAUGA